Messenger RNA from Adineta ricciae, 1845 nucleotides. The record is from the annotation of a GenBank genome assembly. NCBI's taxonomy places the organism in Eukaryota, Metazoa, Rotifera, Eurotatoria, Adinetida, Adinetidae.
AUGAAAAUGCCCUCAUCAUCAACCAAAAAAAAGAAUGUAUCAUCGAAUAUCACACGCCCUUCCUUGAUUGAUACAAUGCUUCUAACGAGUACACCACUUCGUCGAUCGCCAGCGAUUCCAUCCACAGCAACUUCGACUCGUUCAGCAACGAAUUUAACAAUUUUUAAAGAGAAAAAUCAAACUUACGAAGAUAUGCAACUACUCAGUUUAACAAAGAAUAUGAAUAAAAAGGAAAAGAAGUUAACAUCAACGAAUAAAAGUGUUCGAAAGCGGUCGAAAAGCCGCAAAUCUGUGAUUGCUGAAGAAGACGAUGAUGAAACAGAAAACGACGAAGAUACGAAAACAAGAAGAAAACCACCAACGAAUAAACGAAAAACAACGGCAAUGAAACAACCGCCAGAAGAACCAAUAACCAAGAAACUUCGUCGAAAUGCUGCUUUAAAUAACAAACGAUCUACAAAACCAGUCAUUGGAAAAUCAUCCGCUGGUAGUUCAGAUGGUUGUACAACAGCCGAAGAAGAAAACGAAGAAACCCGCCUCAUCGAACAAUCAAAACUGUAUAUCGAAGGACCUGGUAUCCGACAAAAUCAUAAAAAGAUCAAUGAACACAAUACAAUCAUUGGUGAGAAAAUCCAAAGUCUUCGUUCACAUCAACGAAUACAACCAACAUUACCGUCACCUAUUCUUUCUCGUUCGACUCAUGCAAAACAAGAUGUUGUCGUUGCUCCAGCACAGAGUAGUUCACCUGUGAAAAUCAAAACAGCGUCACGCAUCACAUUUGCUCUUCCUCCACCACCAUCAACAACAUCUCCAGUUCUUACCAAUAUUUUAGAUUCAGUACACCCGCCAAGUCCUCAAAUGCCACCAACAACCACAGCAGCUUCGAUUGAAACACAAACAGAUAUUUCAUCUCAUUCCAUUGUUCAAGAAAAGCAAUGUCAAACAGGAUCUGUUGAAAUGGCAAAUCAAACAGUCCAAACGGAUUCUUCGACUACCGAACUUGUUUCUGUCGGUAUUCAAUAUCAUUCAGCUCUUUCGCAGUCGGAACAACAACAACAUAUUGUUUGUCGAGAUUUAACAGUAUGUGCUUGUGUCGAACAACUGGUCAAAACACGGCAAUUUAUUUGUGAUGCAAGCGCUAAACUUCAAGUUUCAUCUAUUCAUCGACCAACGAAAAUCUCAAAACAAACUAUGACAGUUGAUGAAGCAUCACCAUCGAUUAUGGUUUUAGCAAAAUCAAGUCUCAAAGCGGAACAACAGAUCAUUUUUGAACAAUUUAUUUCCCAAUUUAACAUUCGCUAUUCGAAUGUAGUUGACGAAACAACAACUCAUUUGAUAACUGAUUCAUUAGACGAGAAUACUCCACUUGUUUGUCCAUUAACAUUAAAAGUGAUUCAAGCAACUGCUCGUCAUUUACCCAUUAUCAGUAUUCAAUGGCUUGUGGCUUCUAUUACACACCAAAUCAUUGUUCCAUCUCAAAUCUAUGAAAUCUUUCUCGGUGAUCCAACUUAUGGUUAUCAUGGUGGUUUUCUUCGUUCACGAAUCCCUCGUUCUCAAGGACUAUUUCAAGGCAUCUCAUUUCUUCUUGAAUGUCCUGAACAAAAUGCCUGUCCAGCGAUCUUAGCAGAUAAUCGGGCACUUCGCGAAUUAAUCUAUCUUUGUGGUGGAACAAUUGUUGAUGAAUUUCAUUCGAAUCCAUCAUCGACAAUCAUUGUCUUAUGUAAUGAAAUGAAACGCAAAGAUCAACUAUAUACAGCUUAUGUUAAACCUGAAUGGUUACUCGCGUCAAUAGCUCAGUAUAAUCUGCAACCAUUUCAACAAUUUUUCGUCCAUUGUUCAUCUUAA